Molecule: messenger RNA, 850 nt
Organism: Fundulus heteroclitus (mummichog)
Lineage: Eukaryota; Metazoa; Chordata; Actinopteri; Cyprinodontiformes; Fundulidae
Product: CYTL1 domain-containing protein
Exons: 4
Coding region: 403-807 (134 amino acids)
Biological process (GO): positive regulation of transcription by RNA polymerase II
Source: RefSeq, a predicted model, not a curated record
GACAAAUAAUAUGUCAGCAGUUAUCCCAUACUGACCUGUGAUGGGAAGACUUUUACCAAGAAAUUGUACUUUAAAUUUUACAUUUAGAUUUCUUGCAUGCUCUGUUUUGAUGUCAGCUGCAGUUUAAACGGGGUUUACCUUCACUGCAACAAUUAAAGUUGACCAAUAGUCUCUCUUCCAUCGCCACAAAGAUUUAAAAAUAUAUCUCUUGAGUUGCUCCAAGCCAAAAUAAGCACUUUCUUAUCUUGCAGAGAGGAUCUACAAAUGCCAAUACCUCUGCAUAGCUUCUUUUGGAGUAAACAAAGAGGGCGUGUUAUAAUCUGUCCAUAAGUAUACGUGGCUGAAUAUGUGCAUCGGUCAGUCAGAAAGAAACUCAGUCAGCACAGCAGGUCCCAGUGGAUCAUGUCGAUCAUGAAGAAGUUGUUGCUCGUUUUAUCCGUGGUGCCCAUGGCGUUGAGUUACCCUUUCUUUCCACCAACGUGCUACUCCAAGGCUCUCAGGAUGGCGCGAGAGAUCACCCAGAUGGAAGCAGAUUUGAAGAUAGGCUAUGACACUGGCCACUGUAUGGCACACAUGCCAGACCUUUAUCUUGAUAUCCAUAAUGCUUGUGUGAUGUACAAAAUGAGGGCCUACAUCUCCCUGCUGGAAGACCUCAGACGGCGGCGCUGUGCUUACACCAGAGACGUGAGGAAACUGGAAGUCACUCUCCGGCAGCUCUUCAUCAUCAUGGGAGAGAAAUGCCAUGGGGACCUGGUAUUUACAAUCUAUGACUGUGCUGCACUGGAGCGUCCAUACAAUCGCUACUAAAAUUCUUGCUGGUCCAAACAGAGUUGGAAGACGUGGAAAAGAC